This is a messenger RNA of Prorocentrum cordatum, 1356 nucleotides long. The record is from the annotation of a GenBank genome assembly. NCBI's taxonomy places the organism in Eukaryota, Dinophyceae, Prorocentrales, Prorocentraceae.
AUGGCCCUCCGCUCCAGCGUGCUCCCGACGGCCGUCGUGGCUGCCGUGUGCCUCGUGGCGCUGCGCGGCCUACUCGCCCCGGGCCCGAGCCAGGCCUUCGCUGCGCCAGAGGUCGGCCUCACGCAGUCGGUCCACCGCCAGUGCAGGCCCGUGGCGGGCGGCGACCGCGCCCUCGCCUCCGGCGCUGCCCCAGCCGUCCUGAGCACCGUUCCGGCGCGCCCAGGCGUCGCCGCGCACUUCAAGGUGACGCUGGAGACGCCGGACGGCACGCAGGAGUUCGAGUGCCCCGAGGACGUGUACAUCUUGGACCAGGCCGAGGAGGAGGGCCUCGAGCUGCCCUACUCCUGCCGCGCGGGCUCGUGCUCGAGCUGCGCGGGCAAGGUGCUGUCUGGCGAGAUCGACCAGUCGGACCAGGCCUUCCUGGACGAGGACCAGACGGGGGAGGGCUUCUGCCUCACGUGCGUGACGUACGCGACCUCGGACGUGACCAUCAAGACCCACUGCGAGGAUCGCAAGGUCGGGCGCGGCGGGGUGUCCCUCCUGCUGCGGACGCUAGCCACGGGCGGCUUCGACGGCCUGGCGGCGCCACCCGAGGAGGCGGACCUGCUGCUGGCCAACGCCUUCCCGACGCCGGCGCUGCUGGCGAAGCUGCGGCGGGGGUGCUCGCCAGCAAUCCCGGGGGAGCACGAGCUCGGCUGGAAGGACCGCCUGGCGCGCCUGCUGCGGGGCCUGCCGCUGGCGCCCGCGACCUUCGUGCUGCCGGGCGAGGCGGGGCGGCUGCGCCAGGGCCGCCACGUGCGGCUGGCGAGGGGCGCCCUCGACCUGGAGGGCGCCGCGGGGGAGCCCUGCGUCGUCUCGGAGUACGUGCCCGAUCCUCUGCUGGUCGGGGGGCGGAAGGUCGACGUCCGGGCCUACGUGCUGGUCGUGCAGGUGGAGCCCGAGCUGCGGGCCUUCGUCUUCCGCGACGGCCUGGUGCGCUCCUGCGGGGAGGAUUACGACCUCAGCGACGAGGGCAUCCGGCGCACCGGCGCGCACGUGAGCAACAACGCGGUGCAGACCAGGACGCAGCGGCACGCGUGCGGCCUCAACUGGACGCUGCGGCAGCUCUGGGCCUGGCUGGACGAGCACGGAGGCCCGGCUCCAGCCGUCGUCUGGGCGCGCAUCUUGCGGGCCGUGCGGGACACGCUGGCAGCCUGGCGGGAGCCGGCGGCCGCGGCGGCCGCGCGCGUGCCGGGGCUGGAGGCGGUUCGCUGUUGGAGUCUGCUGGCGUUCGACCUGCUGAUCGACCGGCAUGGCGACGCCUGGAGCUGCAGGUCAACCCCAAGCCGGCCCUCAGCGCGCAGAGCGCCUCCCUGA